AUGUUGCCAGAAAAGAGACUAUUGACUCCAGACGAUAUGAAACUAUGGGAAGAAUCCCCAACAAGAGCUCAUUUCACUAAAUUUAUUAUAGAUUUGGCUGAAUCUGUCAAAGGACAUGAGAAUUCCCAGUACAAAGAACCAAUAUCGGAGUCAAUAAACAGUAUGAUGAACUUGCUUUCGCAAAUAAAAGAUAUCACUCAGAAGCACCCAGUAAUAAAGGAUGCAGAUAGCUCGAGAUUUGGUAAGGUUGAGUUUAGGGACUUUUAUGACGAAGUUUCACGGAAUUCCAGGAAGAUCUUACGUUCCGAAUUUCCCUCUCUCACAGAUGAGCAGUUGGAACAAUUAUCGAUUUAUCUAGAUGAAUCAUGGGGAAAUAAAAGAAGAAUUGAUUAUGGUUCAGGUCAUGAAUUAAAUUUCAUGUGUUUACUUUAUGGACUCUAUAGUUAUGGAAUAUUCAAUCUUUCAAACGAUUCAACUAACCUCGUGCUGAAAGUUUUUAUAGAAUACCUUAAAAUAAUGAGGAUACUAGAAACUAAAUAUUGGCUUGAGCCUGCGGGCUCUCAUGGUGUUUGGGGAUUAGAUGAUUAUCAUUUCCUUCCAUUUCUAUUUGGUGCCUUCCAAUUAACCACCCACAAGCACUUAAAGCCGAUAUCAAUUCACAAUAAUGAGCUCGUAGAAAUGUUCGCUCAUCGGUACUUAUAUUUUGGUUGUAUCGCUUUUAUUAAUAAGGUCAAGUCAUCCGCCUCCUUGAGAUGGCAUUCUCCUAUGCUAGAUGACAUCAGCGGUGUAAAGACUUGGUCAAAAGUUGCUGAAGGGAUGAUAAAAAUGUAUAAAGCCGAAGUCCUUAGUAAAUUGCCCAUCAUGCAACAUUUUUACUUUAGCGAGUUUUUGCCUUGUCCGGAUGGUGUAUCUCCACCAAGAGGCCACAUACAUGAUGGGACUGAUAAGGAUGAUGAGUGCAAUUUUGAAGGACAUGUUCAUACUACUUGGGGAGACUGCUGUGGUAUAAAGUUACCGAGCGCUAUUGCGGCUACUGAGAUGAAUAAAAAACAUCAUAAACCAAUACCUUUUGAUUAG
This is a messenger RNA of Saccharomyces cerevisiae S288C, 1077 nucleotides long. RefSeq names its product peptidylprolyl isomerase RRD2 (gene RRD2). Gene Ontology annotation, cellular component: cytoplasm. Gene Ontology annotation, molecular function: peptidyl-prolyl cis-trans isomerase activity; phosphatase activator activity. The record is from RefSeq and is marked reviewed. Lineage: Eukaryota; Fungi; Ascomycota; Saccharomycetes; Saccharomycetales; Saccharomycetaceae. The transcript has a single exon. Bases 1 to 1077 code for a protein of 358 amino acids.